UACGGUCUGUCUAUACAUUGACUCGAACCUAACCAGUCUAAUUAGAAUGUUGUGUGCAAGUCGACCAUGUCUUUCGAUACUGCAACUUCCUGGCCACCGGGCCUUCUCACCAUUUUCGACCAUUGUCGUAAUAGGCCGACUGCCCUCGAGAAUCGGUACUAUGGACCCUUUGAUAAACUGCUGAACUAUUGCUUUGGGUCGUCUUUCGACUUCUACGUCGCUCCCCAAAAUCCACCGACGAAGCUUAGUCGCGAUUCCAUCGUGUUCCUUGUAGUUCGCGAUAGGAACGACAAGCCGGUCCUCCUCGUUGAAAUCAAAGAUGACGGCUGGGCCCAGAAGGCUGAGCUACGGUACCGCGCAGACAUCCAGAUGCGCGAACGGUAGGCGUUGAUGCUCGAUGAAUGCCCCCUCCCCCAACUCUGGGCUAUCAGCGUCCUUGGGACAUCCAUGCGCGUUUAUCGCGGUGACACAGCAACAUAUGACGUUGUUCCUCCGGCCGUUCCGCGGCCUCAGCCGCAGACACGCAUCCUAUCGCCCAGUUACUUAGCAGAUGGAUGGGAUUUGGACACACUGUCGGUGGAAGGGUUCAACAAGAUGAAGGAAAUCGUAAACGACAUCCUGGCUCACCGCGGUAACAUCGUGGGUUGACGAGCAGGGUGUGUUUUUUCAUUGCUCUUUUCAUAUAUGCCACGAGGAGAAUGUGCUGUAUCGUAUCGCUACGCGGGGGAGAUCGUGUUGUAUUGUAUCGCUAAGUCUACAAUGGAGUUCCGUGC
Laetiporus sulphureus 93-53 is the source of this 773-nucleotide messenger RNA. RefSeq lists its product as uncharacterized. The record is from RefSeq and is a predicted model, not a curated record. The coding region runs from base 67 to 384 and encodes 105 amino acids. Lineage: Eukaryota; Fungi; Basidiomycota; Agaricomycetes; Polyporales; Laetiporaceae. The transcript has a single exon.